Molecule: messenger RNA, 4026 nt
Organism: Pyricularia pennisetigena
Lineage: Eukaryota; Fungi; Ascomycota; Sordariomycetes; Magnaporthales; Pyriculariaceae
Exons: 1
Coding region: 1-4026 (1341 amino acids)
Source: RefSeq, a predicted model, not a curated record
AUGCCGAGUGCUAUGCACCCCCAGGCCAAGUUUGACCCGAUCCCACCGGACCUCGAUCUUGAUUCUCUUGUUGAGAAUACCCCAAACUUCAAGUGGGUUGUGAGGAUCCCCGCAUCCAAAAUCAACCGAUUCGGACCCCAAGGUUUUGAGAAGCUCGUACUCCUCCACGUCAUCCAUGGCGGAAAGCCGCUUGUCAUUGAGGGCUGGAACGAUAGGCUCGAUCCGUCCAUCUUCAGUGCACGAUGGCUCGAAAGUGCCUACGACAAGAAGGAGGAGCCGGUGCGCGACAUCGGCGGGCAGACCGACAUGCGUAUGACCAUCGGUCACUAUCUCCGCUCCAUGCCUCAGCUCACCAACCAGUGGACACCUUCGAACUUCCGCGAGGAACGAAGACAGCGACUUUACCUGAAGGAUAUUGAUUGUCCUCCAGAAUGGCACGAACGACUACGCAAGAUCCUACCACCCAAUGUCUUUUACAUGAACGAUAAUAUCGAUAAGCGGGGUAACGAGACGGAUAUGGACUCGUUUGGAGAGACUGGCUGCGCACCUGCUGGCGAUCUGAUGAGUUGUCUACCUGAAGACAUGCGUGCCCAGAAUCUCAUGUGCUACAUUGGCCAUGAGGGGACUUACACUCCAGCUCAUCGCGAAAUGUGUGGUAGUUUGGGCCAGAAUAUCAUGAUCGAGGCUUCUGGUGGUGACAACGGCGAAAAACCGGGAAGUUCCAUCUGGUUUAUGACGGAGACCAAGGAUCGUGAAGUUGUCAAGGAGUACUUUCUCUCCAUGUUGGGUCACGACAUCGAAAUUGAGAAACAUUUUGCCCAGAUAAACGCUUGGAAGAAGGCGAGCUUCCCUGUCUAUAUUGUCGAGCAAAAACCGGGAGACUUCCUCCUCAUUCCGCCCUUGGCACCUCACCAAGUCUGGAACCGAGGCACCCGCACCAUGAAGGUAGCUUGGAACCGCACCACUGUCGAAACACUUGAGCUUGCCAUUCACGAGGCCUUGCCCAAGGCGAGACUUGUCUGUCGUGAUGAGCAGUACAAGAACAAAGCCAUCAUAUACUAUACUCUGAAAAAAUACUACAAAGACAUCCAGAGCAUGGAUGACAACGCUGACAUUGGGAUGUUGGGGUACGGUCACGACUUGGUCAAAAACUCGGCGAGGUCGAAGCAAAUGAUGCAGGAUUUCAAAAAGCUCUUUGCGCUCUACACUGAUAUCUUGGUGGACGAAAUGUUUGGCACCAAAGAGGCCAACGUCGAAUAUAUCGAGUUCGACUCCAACAUCACGUGUUCUUAUUGUCGAUGCAACAUUUUUAACCGCUUCUUGACUUGCAAACACUGCAUCAGGAUGCUGACCACGGGCGACGAGGAUACUUACGACGUCUGCCUGGAAUGCUAUGCUAUGGGGCGUUCUUGCGUGUGUGUAUCUAAGUUGAACUGGUGUGAGCAGUGGAACUGGUCAGACCUUGUCCAAGAUUACGAGGAAUGGCGAACCAUGAUCAUUCAAGAUGAUGGCUACAUUGACAUCAAAAACUCACCCCUUCCUCUUGAGAUUAUGAGGAAAAAGGCAGGUCGGAAGUCGGUGGCACAGAUUUGCCAGGAACAGCUACGACGACGCCCUUUCAACGACAUCACAAAAGUGGAACAGCCGGAACCUUUGGAACCGUCCGAUGUUGAAAUUGACGGAGAGGGCCGGCCGGUAAAGAAAAAGAAGAACCGCCGCAAGAAGAAGGCAGGCGAGACUUACCGCUGCCAUGUCUGUUGUCAUAGGGACAAUACUUUCCGUCUCGCAUUCUGCUCCAACAUCGGUUGUGCUGAGGCGUAUUGCUAUGGUACGCUUUACCGCGCUUUCGACCUCAUGCCACAAGAUGUUUUGCGGACAGAGAAUUGGAAAUGUCCCAAAUGUUUGAAGAUCUGCAACUGUGGCUCAUGCCGAAAGGCAAAUACGACGACACCCUAUACCCCAAAGAAAACCCUAUUAGGUCAUGACACAAGGCGCGUUGCGGAUGAUCGCAGCAAAGAGCUUUUGGUGGAUUUCCGGGUCCAUAACCUCACCUGGCUCAAAGCUACCGGAGAAGAAAGCCGAAGCCACAAUUCCAAGCGCUUGCAACGUCUCAAGGAGCAAGCAGAUGCCGAAAAGGCCAAGGAUGACACCACCAAGGAUGUUGACGUUUCCAUGUCUGGCACUGAUGACAAUGAGGCACGAGAGCAGCAGCAACCAGUUCAAGUUGGCUACGGCGACCAGAGUGCCAUUCUAGGUACCCACAACUAUGGUCAGACGGAAAUGGCACAGGACAGUACCUCUGGAGACCCAAUCGACGCACACGGUGAGCCUGAUGACAUGUUUGUUACGGGUGCCGCAGUUGAUAGCACUCCUUACCCCGAUCCCCUCGGCGACCGGGACCGCAUGGUUGGAUUGGGCUACUAUGAGCAAGAAGGCCCCGAUAGGAUUUUGUUUGACGACUUCGAAGCCCCUGAGUUGGACGCCCUUGAACAAGAGGACGAGAACGAAUAUCUGCAGAAAAUGUUGCAGAAGGCUAAGCGGAAGGCCAAGAAAGACGACGAGGAGGAUCCAGACUUCCGCGGUCCCAAAUCAUGGAGGAAGAAAUCCCGAAAUAACAGCAUGGCAACUGCAUUAUACAACGCCAUGGUUGACCCAUCGCUAUUAUCCGCUGGCGAUACUCUGACCGCCCCGGCCGGAGACGUAGUCACGGAAGAUGGAGCUGAGGCUGGCCCUCCGAUGGGUACACCGAUUCCUGGCGAACCGAAUCAGCCUAUUCUCCGACACGCAAAGCCGAUGGUCUCAUACGUGGAACCUGAUGAGGGCCUUGAAGAAUUCAACGAGGCGUAUGAAGCGGCACCAAAGAGAGACUUUCCGUCCCAGGUAGAUUUUACCGGAGAUCCCACUGCUGGCACGGAUCCCUUGGACCUCGCCGCCGAGGCUAUGCGAACUCUCCUGGGCGGAGGCGAUGAUGAUGGUUCUAUAGGCGAUGCUCCGGCCCCGCCCCCUGCACCCACUCCUGCCCCUGUGGAACUACCUCGUCCACGUGGUAGACCCGGCCGACCAAAACGCCAAUCUGAGCGUGUCCAGCUGGCAGAUGCCGUACCUGAACCCGCUCCACCCAAGCCAAGAAAAUCACGCACGUCGAUGCUGGCCAGUCAGGGAUUAGAUCGUGCAAUAGGCGAUGACGACACGCAACCUGCUGAGAAACUAGAUGCGGGCGAGAGUCGACAGAAACCCGCUCCUGAACUGCGGAGACGCGGUAGGCCCCGUAAGAUUCGGCCCACAGAAGAUGCGGCAUCACGAUCGCCGUCUCCCGACACACCCCAGUACAUGUCAAUGGCAGAACGUAUGGCGCUCCGAGGCAAGAAGCUCAAGGUUGCUAAGAGCAGACAGGCUAUCGAUCGGGCAUCAACGACAUUUUUACAGUCAGGAGCGAAUGCGCCGACAACACAGCAGGCUAACACCCCAACACCCGUUGAGUUUGAAAACGUCAACAGGCCUGUUAAGAGGGGGUCUGUGGGCUGGCCGAAAAGGACUCAGGAGCAUGAGGAACCAGAGCAAAGAAUUCACAACGGCAGUGUUGUGGGAAAACAACAGGGCGAGCAGGCGCAAGACAGUGGCAAGGAAAGUGAUGAUGAUAGUUUUGUCCUCGCCGUGGAGGAGCCAAAAAGCAAAGCCAGCGCCUCUGUAUCUGUCUCGUCGAGUUCUGUGUCUGUGUUUGCACCGCGCCCUGGACCUCCUGGAUCUCAGCUCCGCUACCCCCAGCCGGCGUCGAUUCCCAAUGCUAAACCCGGUCCUACAGUGGUCAGGCUUGGGGAUUUGGACCUUGAUCAAGACGACAGCCUCGAUGAUUUCAUGGAGGGUUUGGAAGAUAACAUCUCCCUGACUGACUCUGGAAGCGAUGACGAUGACGAGGGCAUUCCGGCUGUUGUCAAGCCCAAAUCGAUAGCCACCAGGGGUAGGGGAAGGCCACGUGGUGGUCGGGCAAUCAGGGGAGGACGAGGUCGUGGCAGGGGUCCGAGGUGA